AUGGAAAUGCACAUGCUGCUUCCACUAGUUACCACCACGGUGCUCCUCUCGAUCCCAGCAUGGCAGCCGUUGGCCGCGGCGCCGGCGUGCCAGCGGAGGUGCGGCGGGGUGGACAUCCCGUACCCGUUCGGCAUCGGCCGCGGCUGCUUCCUCGACACGGGGGACAGGACCUUCGAGGUCACCUGCCGCAAAGCCACCGCUUCCGACGACGCCCGGCCCUUCGCCGACGGCUUCGAGGUGCUCGGCAUUGACCCGGGCCGCGGCAAGAUACGCAUCCGCAGCCCGGUCAGCUCGUGGUGCUACGACGGCGCGAGGCGGUCCAUGGGCGCGCCGGACACGUGGUCCUUCAACUCGACGGCGCUCCGCGUCUCCGACGCGGAUAACAAGCUCGCCGUCGUCGGGUGCAGCGCGCUCGCCUACAUCGGGUCGCAGGACGGCGCCGUGGAGAACCGGUACGUGGUGGGGUGCCACGCCGAGUGCGCCAGCGCGGCGUCGCUGUCCGACGGCCCGUGCAACGGCACAGGAUGCUGCCUCACGCCGGUGCCCCCCGGGAUCAGCUCCUUCGACGUGGCCUUCGACGACGCCUACAACAACUCCGCUGUCGCCGGCUUCAGCCCGUGCAGCUACGCCGUGCUGGUCGAGGCGGCGGCGUUCGAGUUCCGGGCGACCUACGUCACCACCGGCGCGCUCGGGGACGCCGGCGGCGUUCAGGUGCCGGCGGUGCUGGACUGGGCGGUGGGCAACCAGACGUGCCGGGAUGUGCGGCGGAAGAAGACGGGCGCGUACGCCUGCGCGAGUGCCAACAGCGAGUGCGUCGACGCCAAGAACGGCCCGGGCUACCUCUGUAACUGCUCCAAAGGGUACCAAGGAAACCCUUACGUCAUCCAUGGCUGCCAAGAUAUUAACGAGUGUGAGGAGAAGGCGUCGUACCCAUGUGCCAUUCGUGAUUCCUGCAUCAACACGAUCGGAGGGUACAAAUGCCCAUGCCCUGCACAAAAGCGAGGCUAUUCUGAUGGAACAUGCGAAGCGGAUAGAUCUAUAACUAAAUUGCAAAUCGCAAUAGGUUUUAGCAUCGGCGUGGUCAUGCUGGCACUAGGCAUGACCUGCACCUACGCCAUCCAAGAGAAGCGGCGGGUCGCCGUCGUCAAGACGCGGCACUUCCGGCAGCACGGCGGCCAGCUGCUGUUCGAGGAGAUGAAGAAGUCCAACAAGCAGGGAAUGUCCUUCACGCUCUUCACCAAGCAGGAGCUGCAGGAGGCCACCGGCAACUUCGACGAGCGGCACGUGCUGGGCAAGGGCGGCAACGGCACCGUGUACCGCGGCACGCUCCAGGACGGCACGGCGGUGGCGAUCAAGCGGUGCAGGAUCGCCGGCGAGGACGAGCGGCAGCAGCGGGAGUUCGGCAUGGAGACGCUCAUCCUCGCCCAGAUCAACCACAAGAACAUCGUGAAGCUCUACGGGUGCUGCCUCGAGGUGGAGGUGCCCAUGCUCGUCUACCAGUUCAUCCCCAACGGCACCCUCUACCAGCUCCUCCACGGCGGCGCCGCCGUCGUGCCGUUCGCGGUGCGCCUGAGGAUCGCGCACGAGACGGCCGAGGCGCUGGCGUACCUGCACUCGAUGGCGUCGCCGCCGAUCAUCCACGGCGACGUCAAGUCCCCCAACAUCCUCCUCGACGAGAACUACGGCGCCAAGGUGUCCGACUUCGGGGCGUCGUCGCUGGCGCCGGCGCCGACGGACGAGGCGCACCUGGUGACGUUCGUGCAGGGGACGUGCGGGUACCUGGACCCGGAGUACAUGCAGACGUGCCGGCUGACGGAGAAGAGCGACGUGUACAGCUUCGGCGUGGUGCUCCUGGAGCUGCUCACGUCGCGGAAGGCGCUGAACCUCGCCGCCCCCGACGACGAGAAGAGCGUCGUCGCGAGCUUCCUCACGGCGGCGAGGGACGGCAGGCUGGACGGCCUGCUGGACGCGCGGAUCAAGAGCGAGGUGGGGGCGGAGACGCUGGAGCGGGUGGCCAAGCUCGCGAAGCUGUGCCUGGAGAUGUCCGGCGAGAGGAGGCCCUCCAUGCGAGAGGUCGCCGAGGAGCUUGACGGGAUCAGGAAGGCGUCCUCACAGAACCCAUGCUUACUAGGUGAGGGUGAAGAAGCUCUGUCAGACUACUCUGUUGUGGAUAUGUGUGACUGGUGA
Messenger RNA from Triticum turgidum subsp. durum (durum wheat), 2187 nucleotides. The record is from the annotation of a GenBank genome assembly. NCBI's taxonomy places the organism in Eukaryota, Viridiplantae, Streptophyta, Magnoliopsida, Poales, Poaceae.